This is a messenger RNA of Nannizzia gypsea CBS 118893, 699 nucleotides long. RefSeq lists its product as hypothetical. NCBI's taxonomy places the organism in Eukaryota, Fungi, Ascomycota, Eurotiomycetes, Onygenales, Arthrodermataceae. The coding region runs from base 1 to 699 and encodes 232 amino acids. The record is from RefSeq and is a predicted model, not a curated record. The transcript is spliced from 2 exons.
AUGACUUGGCACCAUGAGAGGAGUCAGGAACUAGAACAGAUCCCUCGGGAGACAUGGGCUACUCUAGAGGGUAUUCCGCAGUUAUCAGGCCCAACCAUGCCGUCUGCCGGCCGCCAAUUUUCCGCUCCUUCUCCCUCUACCAUCCUCAAGGUCGGUACCGGCGAAGACGAGGCAACUAUGACCGCGCGAGGCCGUACUAUCAUGGGCCAUUCGGUUCCGCGCAUCGACUUGCAUUGUUACCAUUGCACCGCUGCAGCCACACCUAAAGCCGCGACGAGGCAUCCUGAUGUCUCAGCAGGUCCAUCAAGGAGGAGCUGUGCCAGAUUCUUGUGCGUAUGCGGGCUCCCAAGUUCUCCUACUCGCCAUCCAUACACCCUUUUUGGCGUAUGCCGCAAAGAGACGUACGACUUCUGCGCCUCCCGCACAGAGUGGGACGAAUCACGGAUCCGAUUGCUGCCAACCUCUGAAGCAGACGCAGAACGUAUAGCUAGUCUUGAGAAAGUGCAGCGUGAUACUGCCGGUAUACUUGGCUGGGACCAGCCUGUCGUCACGCAUGCGGACUUAUCUGACCGGAACAUUCUUAUAGACCCCGACACGCUCGCGGUGACGGGAUUCAUAGACUGGGAAGUAGCUAAUAUUAUGCCUGCGUACUUUGAGUACGCCUGUGCUCGACUAUCUGGGGGGCAUGACCCUGCGUAG